Cryptomeria japonica (Japanese cedar) is the source of this 516-nucleotide messenger RNA. RefSeq names its product bark lectin-like. The transcript has a single exon. The record is from RefSeq and is a predicted model, not a curated record. Bases 1 to 516 code for a protein of 171 amino acids. Gene Ontology annotation, molecular function: carbohydrate binding. NCBI's taxonomy places the organism in Eukaryota, Viridiplantae, Streptophyta, Pinopsida, Cupressales, Cupressaceae.
AUGGGCAUGAACAAUGAUUCUGGAGGUCUUGCGUUUUUCUUGGCACCUUUGGAGUUGGAGCAACCACAGGACGCUUAUGACGGAGGUCUCGGCUUGUUUAACUUGACAACUUUUACUGGACCAUUAUAUCAGAUGGUUGCUAUGGAAUUUGACAGUUUCAAGAAUUUAUGGGAUCCUGAUAACAACAAUGUGGGAAUCGACGUUAAUGACGUUUACUCAAAUUUUAGUGUUUCGCUCAGCUACUCCAGUUUAUUCAAUUGCUCUUGCGACCCACAUUUAACAAAUGGAGACACAUGGGAUGCCUGGGUGGAUUAUGACGGUGGAGAAAAGAGUCUGCAAGUCUUUCUCUUGUAUAAUUCCACCAACGCUAAUUUUUCUAAACCCAAAAACCCGCUGUUUUCCUAUCCUAUAGAUCCGCGCAGCUUUCUUCCAGAAAAUAUCCAAGUUGGUCUCUCUGCUGCCACUGAAUACUCCACAGUGACAUGCAUUGUGAACACUUCGGAAUUUUUCUUGUGA